UUCGGGUGGACGGUGGCCCGGAGGAGCGACUCGUUGUAUUUUAUUCCCCCCCUGGAAGCCGUGGUCGGGAAGGCGAAUCGGAAAAGGGAGCUGGGCUAGUGGCGAUGUCCGUGAGCGGGGGCUGCACGGCCAGGAGUGCGCAGCCCCAGCGGGCCCGGCGCGGCCUCAGCCUGCCACCUCCUCGGGUAGCGCGGGACAGGGGCCGGGACUGAGCCGCCCUGGGCCCAGCAGGGAGAGCAGCCGCGGAGCCCAGAGGAGACGGGAGCUGCCGCGGGGUCGGGGCCGCCCGAGGAUGGGAAUCCUCUUCACCAGGAUCUGGAGGCUGUUCAACCACCAGGGUCUUGCAAUAUCCAGCUCCACUGCAGGUCUUCUGCUCCAGGUGAUUUCCUAGCAUCCAGUAUGCUGGUGACAUCACACCUGAAACAAAAGCGCCUACUUACAGGGGGUCAGAGCACAAAGUAAUCAUUGUUGGUCUGGAUAAUGCAGGAAAAACAACCAUCCUUUACCAGUUUUCUAUGAAUGAAGUGGUGCAUACUUCUCCUACAAUAGGCAGCAAUGUAGAAGAGAUAGUGGUUAAUAACACACGUUUUCUAAUGUGGGAUAUUGGAGGGCAAGAAUCUCUUCGAUCUUCAUGGAAUACUUAUUAUACAAACACAGAGUUUGUCAUCGUUGUUGUAGACAGCACAGACAGAGAGAGAAUUUCUGUAACUAAAGAAGAACUUUAUAAAAUGUUAGCACAUGAGGAUUUAAAGAAAGCAGGUUUGCUUAUUUUUGCUAACAAACAAGAUGUUAAAGAGUGCAUGACGAUAGCUGAAAUAUCCCAGUUUCUGAAACUAACUUCAGUUAAAGAUCACCAGUGGCAUAUCCAAGCAUGCUGUGCUCUAACUGGCGAGGGAUUGUGCCAAGGACUUGAAUGGAUGAUGUCAAGACUUAAAAUCAGAUGAUUUUUAAUGACCUCUUUGCACCGACAUUGCAUACAAAAGUGCUGUACCUAUGGAUACCUUGGUUACCUGUACCUAUGGUAACCUGCAAAAUUAAUGGGUUAGAUGUAUUUAUAAUAAACUGAUUUCAACUUUAUUUUCUACACACAUAUAUUAAGACCACCUCUUUGAAAACGGAUGAAGAUGAAGGCUCUAGUUUAUUUUCCCAUUAGUUUACUCUGAAGAUAGGUUUAAAAACUGUGGUUGACAUUCUUCUCAAGAUAAAGCCACUCAGGACUAUGUGUGGUGAGUAUGAAGUGAGAGGAAGGAAUUUUUAACUUUACAUUUUAUAUUCCAAUAUAACCCUCCUAGUUGAAGGUGUUGGCCUCAUUAUUCCAGUAAAUUAGCAAGCAAAUCAGUGGCAUAGGUAUUGACUUUCCAGUAUUUUAAAAACUUGUUCAAAUGUGCUACAGAUACAAAAAUAUUUUCCUCUGUGUACUGUACAUAUUUGUGUAUAUUUAUACCUCAAGUGUAGGUUAACUGAAAUCUGUUCCAAGAAAAAGUGAAUAACACUGCAUCUCAGUGUACUGAGAAUAGUACUAAUGUUGAGAUUGUUGACAUGUCACAACUGCUUUUCCUUUGUUCUCUGUACUGCUCUAACCUUCACCAAAUAAUUGGUGCACCAUUUCUUUAUAAAGUGAAAUCUCUUAAGACUAUUGGUUUUUAUGCUUGUCAUAUAUAUACUCUGCAAUUAAGAAUGAUCACAAAAAGGGAUAGUGUGUCUGAAUGUGGAUUUUAUACUUUGUUCAGUAUUGGCAACUAACUGCAAUUCUUUGCUAAAAGGUAAAGAAUCCAAAAAGUUAGCAUUCUCAUUUUGUUGGAUAAGACCAUUCCAAAAAAUGCCCGUGUUGUGCUCUGCUUUAUGCCAUCAUGUUGAGUAUUUAUGAUAGAUUCCUAUCUAGGGGGUAAAUCUUCACCGUUAAUAAAGGGGAAAUGUGUCUUAGUUUUCCUUAUGCAAAGAAAUGACCAAAAAAGUGUGCCAUAAUGUUCUCACCAGAAAUCUUACAGAACAGUCUAUUUUGUAUUAAUAUCUUUUCAGAGAAAGAGGAUACUGACUGGUGAUAAUCCAAAAUUGCUGAAGUAACUAUUUGUAUCUGUGUAUAAGAGACUGACAUGGGGGAGAGGAAAGGAUCAGGGCCGGCUCCUGGCACCAACGU
Molecule: messenger RNA, 2137 nt
Organism: Terrapene triunguis (Three-toed box turtle)
Lineage: Eukaryota; Metazoa; Chordata; Testudines; Emydidae
Gene: ARL5A
Product: ADP ribosylation factor like GTPase 5A
Exons: 7
Coding region: 516-944 (142 amino acids)
Biological process (GO): intracellular protein transport; vesicle-mediated transport; protein localization to Golgi membrane
Cellular component (GO): cytoplasm; trans-Golgi network
Molecular function (GO): GTPase activity; GTP binding
Source: RefSeq, a predicted model, not a curated record